This is a messenger RNA of Cuscuta epithymum, 1736 nucleotides long. NCBI's taxonomy places the organism in Eukaryota, Viridiplantae, Streptophyta, Magnoliopsida, Solanales, Convolvulaceae. The record is from the annotation of a GenBank genome assembly.
GCCUUAAUCACCCUCCACAUUUAUCCGGAUGUGGAAAACCGACACCACGGAUUUCUCCCGGGUGCUCACCUCUUAUGAAAUCCUUAAUUUUAUCUUGAAUUAAGUAUACUUCAAAAAUAUUUCUCAAUCUCUCUAAAUAGUCUCAAAAAUAUUUAAAAAUAUUUAAUAUCCAAAAGAACUUCGUUUGCACUUCAAAAAUACCAUAAAUCUAAUAUCUCCUCAAAAUCACAUACACAUAAUUCAAAAUUCACUCUCUAUCACAAAAUGCAUAAUAAGCAUAUAAUACGAGGAAAUCAUUUUGGAUCGGCAGAGAAACUUACAGUAGGUCCUGACGCUCCUAAUUCUCCUCCUCUACUCGGGUGUCUAAAUAAUCACCUUUUUAAUUAAGAUGACAUAAUUAGUCACUUAUUCUAUUUGUAAUAAUUUACCCGAUUUUUCUCUUUUAUUAUUCGAAUUUCGGUUAUCUAUUAAUUAUUAGUUAAUCAUUUUUAUUAAGCUUACUUUAUUUCGUAAUCUAAGUUCUCAUCUUAUCUAUUCAUUUUUUUUAAUUAACUUGGUACUUUAGUUUAACCCAAUCCAAUAUCCGAAUUAAUUUAUACUCAAAAUAUUAAAAUGCCCGAAUUAUUUUCAUUAUAUCUUAAUACUAAAACAGCCAUUAAAUUAAUCUUCUCUUGUAAAAUAUCCGAAUCAUAAAUGUUAAACAUUCAGAAUACUUAUAAAUAUCUCCGAAUAACGUUACUUAGUAAUUAAUUUUAUAAACAGCCAGAAAUUAUUAAUUCAACAGUUCUAAAAUAGUCAUAUAUCUUAAAAUAUUGUUUAAUUCGUGUAUUAUUUUUAACAAGUUAAUUGAUCCAUUAUUAUGUAGUUUCCCCGACUAAAAAUGACAAGUUUGUCCAAAUAAUUAUUAUCAACUAAUCAAUUUAAUUCCAUCUUUCAAUAUUGCUAUCUCAAAAUAUUACGUAGUAUUAGCUUUGCCUAUGAUUAGUAUUAUUUAUUAUGGAGUAUUAUUCAUUAUUCUGGUUAUGGUGUAUUUCUAGGAUUACUCUCAUCCCCUCCGUAUUAUAUUAAUGUUUAACAACUAGUCCAAUAGUGUAAUAAUUCACUUAGCCUGAGUUUGAUAAUAAUAUAGCAUGCACAGACCGCCUUCUUCGUUGUUCGAACACAGGAAACGCCGCAAACAAUUGAAAAACGGUCAACGGGAUGGCUUACCUUGGAGACGACGGACGGUUGGAAGGGCAACGGUAGGGGAGUCGUUCGAAGAUGGAGACGGUACGGUCAAUCAGUGGCGGCGGCAACUCUCUUCCUCUGAUGCGAAGACCCAGUUCGGCAAUAGCUCCCGCGGAACUCCGGUGAAGCUUUUUCUCCUCGUUUCACGACCGUUUUCAACGAUUCUUUCUCCGUUGGAUUCCCCUCACGAUGGGGAAGGUUUUUAGAAGCGUGUAAGCUCUUGUUUUUGGGUAAAUAAAUUUGCCGCAGCGUAGUAUGAUGAGUAUAUAUGUAUAUAUAUGACUAUACGAGAGUAUGACUAAGCAUAGGCGUUGCUUGAGGUGUGGAGAUGUUUAGUAGGCAGCUCGUGUAUUUAUAAGCCCGAUCCGAAGCUCUAGCUUGCAAGUUGCUGAAGAUUGCUUCGUUGCAUGUGGGUAUGCCGGUCGUUAGUCUCACACGGAGCUAUGGUACCCAUGUAUGUAGUAUGAUGUAUGUCAUUCUUGGAUAUAUAUAUUAUCAUUAUGUACUUG